This is a messenger RNA of Rotaria sp. Silwood2, 1060 nucleotides long. The record is from the annotation of a GenBank genome assembly. Lineage: Eukaryota; Metazoa; Rotifera; Eurotatoria; Philodinida; Philodinidae.
AUGGCUGAAUCAGAAAAACCAACUGAUAAUAAAAACGAACAAAUACAGGAUGAUAAAAAAAAACAAAAAGAUGAUGACGAUAAUGAUGAUGAUGAAGAAAAUGCAGUUUCAAAGUUACGACAUUUAAUGAAUAAAUUUUCGGGUUUAAUGGGCUCUCUAACUUCAGAUGAAUCAGUUGAAGAACCUAUUUUGAAAUCAUUUGAUUUAAAAGGUGCAGCUGAAUAUAUGAGUAAAUGUUCAAAUAUUAUUAUAAUGGCUGGUGCUGGAAUAUCAACAAGUGCUGGUAUACCAGAUUUUCGUUCGCCAGGAACUGGACUUUAUUCACAAUUAGAAAAAUAUAACUUACCAUUUCCAGAAGCUGUGUUUCAUUUGGAAUUUUUUCGAGUUUGUAAAAAUAUACAAAAUGUUUCAAAAGUCACUAUAGCAAAAAAAAGCUAUUUGAAUAUCUCAUUAUGGUUCUAUCAGAUGAACUGUUUUUUUUUGUAUUGAUGAUAGAGGAUAAUUCAAAGUUCUUAAAUAUUUCUACAAAAUAGUACAUCUGCAUUCAAUAUAUAAUAAACUUCUUUUUCGAAUUUCAAAAAAAUAGUAAAUAUUGAAGAAAAACCCUAAAUAAUUUUUUUUCGAAAGUUAGAAAAGAAGUUUAUUGUGUAUUGAUCUCAAAUGUGCUUCUUUGUAGGAUUAUUAACCCUUUACCCCCCAUAGCGGUUCCAGAAGAGCCACCGAUGAAAUAACUUUAUGAAUAGAGUAUUAGCCUGUCAAAUAUGCCAAUGGUGUGGCCUAAUCCACAGAAUGUCCUGUUCCUGGAGUAGGGCGGUUUGACUGAUGUAAAAAUCAUGUGGUGGAAAAUGGGAAUUGAGCAAUAUCAUAAGAGUUGAUUCUUUUUCUUUGACCACAUUAUUGACUGGACAGAAGCAGCAUCUAUCUCAUACUGUUGAACUGAUAGGAGAAAUGCAACGAGUAAAGCAAUAAAAUUAACAUCAACGAAUACAUGCUUUUUUUACACCUAUUGUCAAAUUUAAGCCUAUUUCACUCUGAGCCAUUUUGUCACGUGUGAAGGAAU